This is a messenger RNA of Australozyma saopauloensis, 2667 nucleotides long. RefSeq names its product dolichyl-phosphate-mannose-protein mannosyltransferase (gene PMT1). NCBI's taxonomy places the organism in Eukaryota, Fungi, Ascomycota, Pichiomycetes, Serinales, Metschnikowiaceae. The transcript has a single exon. Gene Ontology annotation, cellular component: membrane; endoplasmic reticulum. Gene Ontology annotation, molecular function: dolichyl-phosphate-mannose-protein mannosyltransferase activity. Gene Ontology annotation, biological process: protein O-linked glycosylation via mannose. The record is from RefSeq and is a predicted model, not a curated record. The coding region runs from base 1 to 2667 and encodes 888 amino acids.
AUGGCCAAAAAGACAAAGCCGGGCGUCUCUCCCGCCAAAGACAAGCCCCACUUUUUCGACUCGGACGUCGUGGCCGAACCGGUCUUCGAAACGGGCCCCCAGAACAGACCCUACCUCGUAACCGCCGUUCCGCCAAAAGUCACUGCGGCCCGCAGAUUGGGCAAAGGCGAUUGGCCGUUGUUGUUUUUGUUGGCGCUCGGAUGUAUGUACUUGCGGAUGAGCGACUUGGCGCACCCCAACUCGGUCGUAUUUGACGAGGUCCACUUUGGAAAGUUCGCUAAGAAGUACGUGGUGGGCACCUUUUUCAUGGACGUGCAUCCGCCGCUCGCCAAGAUGCUCUUUGCGGCUGUGUCGAGCCUCGGCGGUUUCACGGGCAACUUCGAUUUCGAGAACAUUGGCGACGUGUAUCCCGCGGACGUGCCCUAUGUGUUGAUGCGGUUGUUCCCCGCGGUGUUGGGCUCCUUGACCGUGCUUUUGUGCUACUUGACGUUGCGUCUGUCGGGCAUCCGCCCCACCAUUGCGUUCCUCACCUCCGCGUGUCUUUUGGUGGAGAACUCGUUUGUAACUAUCAGUAGAUAUAUAUUGUUGGAUGCGCCCUUGAUCUUCUUCAUUGCCGCCGCCGUGUACGCGUUCAAGAAGUUCGAGGCCCAGCAGGAGUUCUCCGUAGACUGGUUCCGCUCGCUUCUCUCGUGUGCCAUCUCCUUGGGGUUGGCCUUGUCCUCGAAAUGGGUCGGUCUUUUCACCGUGGCCUGGGUCGGCGCGUUGUGUUUGCUCCACAUGUGGUUGCAGAUCGGUAACUUGAAGGCCAAGGCCAGCAACAUCGUCAAGAACGCUUUUUUCAGAGCCUCUUUCCUCUUGGUGGUCCCUGCUGUGUUGUACAUGGUCAUGUUCUACAUCCACUUCCUUCUCCUCUCUCAAGACACCCCAGACUCCAGUUUCUUCUCCAGCGCUUUCAAGGCUGGCUUGGAGGGCUCGCCUAUCCCUACUGACACCGAGGCUCCUAUCGGUUACGGCUCCAUCAUCUCUAUUCGUCACAUGCAAACUAGAGGCGGCUACUUGCACUCUCACGAGCACUUCUACCCUGAGGGCUCCAAGCAGCAACAAAUCACCUUGUACCCUCACUUGGACGCUAACAACGAUUGGAUUGUUGAGCCAUACAACUUCUCGAUCCCUGACCACUUCGUUCCAAUUACCCACGACACCAAGAUCAGAUUGAGACACGUAGGCACCGACAGAAGAUUGCACUCCCACGACGAGAAGGCUCCUGUCUCUGACCGUGACUGGCAAAAGGAAGUGACCUGUUACGGACACGAAGGUUUCGAGGGUGACGCCAACGACGAUUGGAUCGUCGAGGUUGUCAAACACAAAACCCCUAAACAUGCCCAAGAGGAGGUCAGAGCCAUCGAGACCGUUUUCAGAUUGAGACACGCCAUGAGCGGUCUCUACUUGUUCUCCAGUGAGGUCAAGUUGCCUGAGUGGGGUUUUGAACAACAAGAAGUCACUGCUGCCUCUCAAGGUACUAGAUCGUACACCCACUGGUACAUCGAGAGCAGCCGUAACUCCAUGUACAACGGUACUGAACGCGUCAGCUACCCUAAGCUCACCUUCUUCCAGAAAUUCUUGGAGUCUCACAAGGUCAUGUGGGAGGUCAACCAAGGCUUGACUUCUCACCACAACUGGCAAUCGCUGCCUUACGAAUGGCCUCUUUUGAUGCGCGGUAUUAACUACUGGCACAAACACCACACUCAGAUUUACUUCCUUGGUAACCCUGUGGUUUGGUGGACCGCCACUGCUGCUUUGUUGGGAUUCAUGGUUCACAUUGCCAUCAGCUUGCUCAAAUGGCAAUCCGGCCGCGAGAUCCGCACCACAAAAGGUGCUUUCAACUUCAACUACCAGAUGUUCUCCUACUUCCUCGGUUGGGCUGCCCACUACUUCCCAUUCUUCAUCAUGGGCCGUCAAUUGUUCUUGCACCACUACUUGCCAUCGCAGUAUUUCGCUAUCUUGGGUCUUGGCCACGUUUUCGAACUUUUGGUGGGCAGCUGUGCCAGAUUCAGAAGACAAGCGUUUGUUGCUGUUGCCGCCUUCACGGCGUUGUCGUGUUUUGCCUACAGCUACUAUGCCCCAUUGGUUGCUGGAACUCAAUGGACAAAGUCGCAAUGUCUUACUAGCAAGUUGGUCAACGGUUGGGACUACGACUGCAACAACUUCUUUGACAAGCUCCUGGAGUACGAGUUCUACGAGCCUUCGGACUUCAGCUCUGCUGAGGCUGCCUCCGCUGCAGACACCAGCGUCAUUGUUGAGGCUGCUUCUUCGGUACAACCGGUUGAUCUCAAACCACAAAAGGAUGCUCCACACAGCCAAGACGAGGUUUUGGAAAGCCCACCUCCAGCCGAGACUCACGCCGGCCAAUUUGACGUCGAUGAGAACGGAAAUGUAGUCGUUCCAGAGGUGAUUCCUCUGGGCGAGAUGUACGACGAGGCCACCGGCUCCUCUGAAGAACCUGCUGUUGACGGUGCUGACGCCGACGCUGCCGCCGCUUCUGCUGAGGUUCCACAGGGCCAAGAGGUUGUCGUUGAGGAUGUCUUGGUGGAUGACAUUGUUGUUGAGGAUUUCGUGGUGAAGGAUGCACCAGAGUCUUCUAUCGAUUUGAGAAUCGAACAAUCGUAA